Molecule: messenger RNA, 4524 nt
Organism: Gekko japonicus
Lineage: Eukaryota; Metazoa; Chordata; Lepidosauria; Squamata; Gekkonidae
Gene: TRPM2
Product: transient receptor potential cation channel, subfamily M, member 2
Exons: 32
Coding region: 1-4524 (1507 amino acids)
Biological process (GO): calcium ion transmembrane transport
Cellular component (GO): membrane
Molecular function (GO): ligand-gated calcium channel activity
Source: RefSeq, a predicted model, not a curated record
AUGGCUGGACCUGGCAGGCAAAUCAAGACACUCACAUCAGAACUGAAUAAGGUCUGCCCUGAUGAAGGAGAUGGCUACUCUGUGUAUCCUAAGAGCUACUAUGACCUUGAUGUGGUCCCCAACCUCAGGCGGAGUAACAGUACCUUCAGUAAGAGCAAAAGGAGGACUCACUUCACACUCAGCACCAAUGAAAAGGAGAAUAUUAGCUCAUGGAUCCCUGAAAACAUUCGGAAAAAAGAAUGUGUUUAUUUUAUCGAGAGUUCCCAGAUGUCAGAUUCUGGGAAGAUAGUGUGUGAGUGUGGCUAUCUUAGGGAACAGCAUUCAGAGGAAGCUAUAAAACCUGCCAUGUUCCAGGGGAAAGAAUGGGACCCCAGAAGACAUGUCCAAGAAGUACCAACAGAUGCUUUUGGGGACCUGUGUUUCACAGGCUUGGGGCAAAAAGCAGCAAAGUUUGUGCGUGUGUCCCUUGACACUCCCCCAAGAGUCAUCUACCAGCUAAUGACACAACACUGGGGCCUUGAUGUACCAAACCUCUUAAUAUCUGUGACAGGAGGAGCUAAAAACUUCAACAUGAAGCUGAGAUUGAAGAACAUUUUCAGGAGGGGGCUCGUCAAAGUGGCACAGACAACAGGUGCCUGGAUCAUCAGUGGUGGUUCUCAUGCUGGUGUUAUGAAGCAAGUUGGGGAAGCAGUGCGGGGCUUCACCAUGAGCAGUAGCCUCAAGGAAGGCGAGAUUGUCACCAUCGGCAUUGCAACGUGGGGGACUGUGCACAACCGCAACAGCCUCAUCUGCCCCAUGGGCAGUUUCCCAGCGGAAUACCUACUGGAUGAGGAGAGCCAAGGGAACCUCUCUUGUCUUGACAGCAAUCACUCACACUUCAUCCUGGUGGAUGAUGGAACGCAUGGGAAAUACGGUGUGGAGAUCCCCCUGAGGACGAAACUUGAGAAGUAUAUUUCAGAGCAAACAAAGGUGAAAGAAGGAGUUGCCAUUAAGAUACCAAUUGUUUGUGUAGUCCUGGAGGGCGGCCCUGGGACUCUUGAUACCAUCUACAAUGCAAUCACCAAUGGCACCCCAUGUGUGAUUGUGGAAGGCUCGGGGCGUGUGGCUGAUGUGAUCGCGCAAGUGGCUAACUUGCCCAACUCCAAAAUAACCAUCAACCUGAUCCAGAAAAAACUGAGCACAUUCUUUAAGGACAGCUAUGAGCAGUUCACUGAAAGUAAGAUUGUGGAGUGGACGAAAAAGAUUCAAGAUAUUGUGCACAACAGGCAACUCCUGAUGGUCUUCAAGGAAGACAAAGAUGGGCAGCAGGAUGUUGAUGUGGCCAUUCUGCAAGCAAUGCUCAAAGCUUCUCGAUACCGUGAUAAUUUUGGCCAUGAGAACUGGGACCACCAGCUGAGGCUUGCAGUCGCAUGGAACAGGGUGGAUAUUGCUCGGAGUGAGAUCUUCACCGAUGACCAUGAAUGGAAGCCCUGUGAUCUGCACCCAAUGAUGGCGGCUGCCCUCAUAGCCAACAAGCCAGAAUUUGUGAAGUUGUUUCUGGAGCAAGGCGUGCGCCUGAAGGAGUUUGUUACCUGGGAUACCCUCAACUACCUCUAUGACAAUGUGGUGGCCUCCAGUGUAUUCCAUGGGAAGCUGCAGAAGGUGCUGCUGGAAGAGAAGGAGCGUUCGGCCUUCUCCAGAGUGCCCAAGGUCCAGCUGCACCACGUAUCCCAGGUGCUAAGGGAGCUGUUGGGGGACUUCACACAACCUCUGUACCCGAAACCGAAGAACACCGAGCGACAUCGUCUCUCCAUUGCCGUGCCUCAUAUCAAGCUUAAUGUACAAGGGGUGAGUCUUCGAUCCCUCUACAAGCGUUCUGCUGGCCGCAUCGCAUUCACCAUGGAUCCUGUGAGGGACUUGCUCAUUUGGGCAAUUGUGCAAAACCGCAGGGAGUUGGCUGAAAUAAUCUGGGCUCAGAGUCAGGACUGCAUUGCAGCAGCUUUGGCCUGCAGCAAGUUACUGAAGGAGUUGUCCAAAGAGGAAAAUGACACUGACAGCACAGAGGAAAUGCUGACCCUGGCAGAGGAGUAUGAACAUCGAGCCAUUGGUGUUUUCACUGAAUGCUACCGGAAGGACGAGGAAAGAGCCCAGAAGCUCCUGAUCCGUAUCUCAGAUGCUUGGGGCAAAACUACCUGCCUGCAGCUAGCCCUGGAGGCAAAAAAUAUGAAGUUUGUGGCUCAUGGGGGCAUCCAGGCCUUCUUAACCAAAGUCUGGUGGGGAAAAAUGAGUGUUGAUAAUGGAAUCUGCCAGGUCAUCCUGUGUAUGCUGUUCUUCCCCCUGCUCUACACUGGCCUCAUCAUGUUCAGGGAGAAGAGGCUUCAGCCAAUGACAUGCCUGACUCGCUUCCGAGCCUUCUUCAUGGCUCCCGUGGUCAUCUUCCACCUCAACAUUCUGUCCUACUUCAGCUUCCUCUGGCUCUUUGCCUAUGUGUUGAUGGUUGAUUUUCAACCAGUCCCAUCCUGGCAGGAGUAUGUCAUCUAUUUCUGGCUCUUCUCCCUGGUGUGUGAGGAAACACGUCAGCUUUUUUAUGAUCCUGAUGGGUUUGGCUUCCUGAAAAUGGUUUCCUUGUACCUCAAUGAUUUCUGGAACAAACUAGAUCUUUGCGCCAUCCUGAUCUUUAUAGCUGGGCUGACAUGCAGAUGGAUCACAGCCACUUUCUAUCCUGGAAGAAUCAUAUUGUCUCUGGCUUUUAUUAUCUUCUGCCUGCGUUUGAUGCACAUUUUCACAGUCAGUAAAACUUUAGGACCCAAAAUCAUCAUAGUGAAGAGGAUGAUGAAGGACGUCUUUUUCUUCCUCUUCCUCUUGGCCGUCUGGGUUGUGUCCUUUGGAGUGGCCAAGCAAGCCAUACUGAUCCAUAAUGAGAACCGCGUGGACUGGAUCUUUCGAGGCGUUGUUUACCAUUCUUACUUGACGAUAUUUGGGCAGAUCCCUUCCUACAUUGACGGAGUUAACUUCAACCCGGAUCAGUGCAGCCCAAAUGGGACUGACCCCUACAAGCCCAAGUGCCCUGAGAACAAGUCCAACCAGCAGCCCAUCUUCCCUGAAUGGCUGACUGUCAUCUUGCUCUGCCUGUACCUGCUCUUCACCAACAUUCUCCUCCUCAAUCUCCUCAUUGCCAUGUUCAACUACACAUUCCAACAGGUGCAGGAGCACACAGACCAGAUCUGGAAGUUUCAGCGUCACGACCUGAUCGAGGAGUACCAUGGCCGGCCCCCUGCUCCACCACCCUUCAUCCUCUUUAACCACUUGCAGCUUUUUGUCAAGCGGGUACUUCUUCGGAAACCGGCCACACGUCGCAAGCAGCUCAAAGAGAAACUUGAGAAGAAUGAAGAGGCAUCACUCUUGUCUUGGGAGAUGUACCUGAAGGAAAACUACUUGCAGCAUCAACAGUGCCAGCAGAAACAGAACACCGAACAGACAAUCCAGGAGAUUGCCAAUAGGGUGGAUGUCCUGGCAGAAACAUUGGACCACGAUCAGGUGAAAAGGACAGGGCUGGUGGAACAGAGGCUAGCAUACUUGGAGGAGCAGAUGUUCCAGUCUGCAAAGGCACUGCAGUGGAUUGUUCACUCACUGUCUAGUAGUGGGUUUGGAUCAGAGGAUGAUGCUCCCAGUAUCGUCCCCAGCAGAGCCCCUGAGAUGAAGGAGUACCCUGAAGAAGAGGUCCCAGAAACUUUUCAUGCUCCAUACCACACGAGCGCCAGGAAUCUCUCAUAUCCCAGUUCCAUUGCUGUCCGUUUUCCAGUGCCUGAUGAGAAGGUGCCAUGGGAGGUGGAGUUUGAGAUCUACAACCCCCCCUUCUAUAGUGAGGAAAGAAAAGAGACAGAUCCUCCCGAGUUCUCAAGAGAUACCUUGGAGAAUCUUUCCAAAAUAAACUUCAACAGUAUGGAUGGGGAGGUCAACAGACAGAGCUUUCACGGCACCUACAUUGUUCAGGAUGGCCUGCCACUGAAUCCCAUGGGAAGAACUGGAUUGAGGGGCCAGGGGAUCCUUCGGUUCUUUGGACCAAAUCAUGCACUUCACCCUGUUGUAACACGCUGGAGGAGGAAUCUGGAUGGAUCCAUUGCUAGGAAAAGCUUAAAUAAAAUGCUGGAAGUCUUAGUUGUCAAAUUUCCCUUGUCAGAUCAUUGGGCUUUACCUGGGGGAUCUCUGGAGCCAGGAGAAGCAUUGCCACAGAAGCUGAAAUGGAUCCUGAGACGGGAGUUCUGGCCACAGUUUCAGAAAUUGCUGAAUCAGGGUACAGAGGUUUAUAAAGGAUAUAUGGAUGAUCCGAGGAAUACAGACAAUGCCUGGAUAGAGACCUUGGCCAUCAGCAUGCACUUUGAAGACCAGAACGAUGUGGAGAUGAAGCGUUUAAAUUCGUUUCUUCAGGGCUGUGAUCUUGAGGUGACUGUCCGGUGGCAAGUUGCGGACAGGAGGAUUCCCCUUUAUACAAACCACAAGGAUAUCCUGCAAAAAGCAUCUGUCCUCUUGGGGGCACACUACUGA